AUGGGACAAGUCUCUGGUUUAGGCUUAGGUGGUACAGAAGGUGGAGUAGGAGAAGACGAUGGUGGCGGACACGUUUUUGGUGGAGUUGGAUUUGGUGGCGUUACGAUAGGUGGUGUUGGUGUAGGCGGCGUUACCACGGGAGGUGUUGGUUUUGGAGGUGUUACCACGGGUGGAGUUGGUUUUGGCGGUGUUGCAAUAGGUGGAGUGGGUGUAGGCGGUGCUACGACUGGUGGAGUUGGUUUUGGCGGCGUCACCAUAGGUGGAGUCGGUUUAGGCGGCGUUACCACAGGUGGAGUUGGCAUCGGCGGCGUGACGGGUGGAGUUGGCUUUGGCGGCGUUACGAUGGGAGGAGUUGGCAUAGGCGGGGUUACGAUGGGAGGAGUUGGCAUAGGCGGUGUUACAACGGGUGGAGUUGGUUUUGGGGGUGUUACUACGGGUGGAGUUGGUUUUGGUGGAGAUACAACGGGUGGUGUUGGUGUAGGAGGUGUUACAACGGGAGGUGUUGGUUUUGGAGGCGUUACGAUCGGUGGAGUUGGUUUUGGCGGUGUUACAAUAGGCGGAGUUGGUGUUGGCGGUGGUACGACAGGUGGAGUUGGUUUUGGCGGCGUUACAAUAGGUGGUGUAGGUGUUGGCGGCGUUACAGGUGGAGUUGGCUUUGGUGGUGUUACAAUUGGUGGAGUUGGCAUAGGCGGCGUUACGGGUGGAGUUGGUUUCGGUGGCGUUACAAUGGGAGGGGAUGGCAUAGGCGGCGUUACGACUGGUGGAGUUGGUUUUGGAGGUGUUACUAUAGGUGGUGUUGGUUUAGGCGGCAUGACAACGGGUGGAGUUGGUCUUGGCGGUGUAACGAUUGGUGGUGUUGGUUGUGGCGGUGUAACAACAGGUGGUGUUGGUUUUGGUGGCGAUACAAUAGGUGGUGUUGGUGUAGGCGGUGUUACCAUAGGAGGUGUUGGUUUUGGAGGCGUUAUCACAGGAGGUGUUACAAUAGGCGGAGUCGGUGUUGGCGGUGCUACGACAGGUGGUGUUGGUUUGGGUGGCGUAACGAUAGGUGGAGUUGGUUUUGGCGGCGUUACGACAGGUGGUGUAGGUAAUGGUGGAGUUGGUUUAGGCGGUGUUAAAACAGGUGGAGUUGGCACUGGUGGCGUUACGGGUGGAGUUGGCUUCGGUGGCGUUACAAUGGGAGGAGUCGGCAUAGGCGGCGGUACGACUGGUGGAGUUGGUUUUGGAGGUGUUACUAUAGGUGGUGUUGGUUUAGGCGGUGUGACAACGGGUGGUGUUGGUUUUGGUGGCGAUACAACAGGCGGUGUUGGUGUAGGCGGCGUUAUCACAGGAGGUGUUGGUUUUGGAGGUGUUACAACUGGUGGAGUUGGUUUUGGUGGUGUUACAAUAGGCGGAGUCAGUGUUGGCGGUGCUACGACAGGUGGAGUUGGUUUUGGUGGCGUAACGACAGGUGGAGUUGGUUUUGGCGGCGUUACGACAGGUGGUGUAGGUAAUGGUGGAGUUGGUUUAGGCGGUGUUACAACGGGUGGAGUUGGCAUUGGUGGCGUAAUGGGUGGAGUUGGCUUCGGUGGCGUUACAAUUGGAGGAGUUGGCAUAGGCGGUGCUACCACAGGUGGAGUUGGUUUUGGUGGGGUUACAACGGGUGGAGUUGGUUUUGGUGGUGUAACGACUGGUGGUGAUGGUUGUGGUGGUGUAACGACCGGCGGUGUUGGUUUUGGUGGCGAUACGACUGGCGGUGUUGGUGUAGGUGGUGUAACCACGGGAGGUGUUGGUUUUGGAGGAGUUACGAUUGGUGGAGUCGGUUUUGGCGGUGUUACAAUUGGUGGGGUUGGUGUUGGUGGUGCUACAAUAGGUGGAGUUGGUUUUGGUGGUGUAACGACAGGUGGAGAUGGUUUUGGCGGCGUUACGACAGGUGGUGUAGGUGAUGGUGGUGUUAUAAUAGGUGGAGUUGGUUUAGGCGGUGUUACAACGGGUGGAGUUGGCAUCGGCGGUGUUACAGGUGGAGUUGGUUUUGGUGGUGUUACGAUGGGGGGAGUCGGCAUAGGCGGUGUUACGACUGGUGGAGUUGGUUUUGGAGGUGUUACUAUAGGUGGUGUUGGUUUAGGCGGAGUCACCACGGGUGGAGUUGGUUUUGGCGGUGUAACGAUUGGUGGUGUUGGUUGUGGCGGCGUAACAACGGGUGGUAUUGGUUUUGGUGGCGAUACAACAGGCGGUGUUGGUGUAGGCGGCGUUACUACAGGAGGAGUUGGUGUUGGAGGCGUUACAACUGGUGGAGUUGGUUUUGGUGGUGUUACAAUAGGCGGAGUCGGUGUUGGCGGUGGUACGACAGGUGGAGUUGGUUUUGGGGGCGUUACAACAGGUGGUGUAGGUAAUGGCGGAGUUACCACAGGUGGCGUUGGUUUGGGCGGUGUUGCAACGGGUGGAGUUGGCAUCGGCGGCAUCACGGGUGGAAUUGGCUUCGGUGGCGAUAUGAUUGGAGGAGUUGGCGUAGGCGGUGCUACCACAGGUGGAGUCGGUUUUGGUGGCGUUACAACGGGUGGAGUUGGUUUUGGUGGUGUAACCACUGGUGGUGAUGGUUGUGGUGGUGUAACGACCGGUGGUGUUGGUUUUGGUGGCGAUACAACGGGCGGUGUUGGUGUAGGUGGUGUUACCACGGGAGGUGUUGGUUUUGGAGGAGUUACGAUUGGUGGAGUCGGUUUUGGUGGUGUUACAAUUGGCGGAGUCGGUGUUGGUGGUGCUACAACAGGUGGAGUUGGUUUUGGUGGUGUAACGACAGGUGGAGUUGGUUUUGGCGGCGUUACGACAGGUGGUGUAGGUGAUGGCGGCGUUACAACAGGUGGAGUUGGUUUGGGCGGUGUUACAACGGGUGGAGUCGGCAUCGGCGGCGUUACAGGUGGAGUUGGUUUUGGUGGCGUUACGAUGGGAGGAGUUGGCGUAGGUGGUGUUAUGAUGGGAGGAGUUGGCGUAGGUGGCGUUACAACGGGUGGAGUUGGUUUUGGUGGUGUUACUAUAGGUGGUGUUGGUGUAGGUGGCGUUAUCACGGGUGGAGUUGGUAUUGGUGGUGUUACAAUAGGUGGACUUGGUUUUGGUGGUGUAACGAUCGGUGGUGUUGGUUGUGGCGGUGUAACGACAGGCGGUGUUGGUUUUGGAGGCGAUACAAUUGGCGGUGUUGGUGUUGGUGGCGUUACCACGGGAGGUGAUGGUUUUGGAGGCGUUACGACGGGUGGAGUUGGUUUUGGGGGUGUUACAAUAGGCGGAGUUGGUGUUGGCGGCGUUACGACAGGUGGUGUAGGUGAUGGCGGCGUUACCACUGGUGGAGUUGGUUUAGGCGGUGUUACGACGGGUGGAGUUGGCAUCGGUGGCGAUACAAUGGGAGGAGUUGGCGUUGGUGGCGCUGCCACGGGUGGAGUUGGUUUUGGUGGUGUAACGACUGGUGGUGUAGGUUUGGGUGGUGAAACGAUGGGCGGCGUUGGUUUUGGUGGUGAUUCAACAGGCGAAGUUGGAGCAGGGGGUGUUGGUUUUGGAGGCGUCACAAUAGGUGGAGUUGGUGUUGGCGGUAUUACGACAGGUGGUGUUGGCGGUAUUACCACAGGUGGAGAUGGUUUCGGUGGUGUUACAAUGGGUGGCGGUUUUACCACUGGUGGAGUUGGUGUAGACGGAGGUGGUUUUACGGGGGGAGGUUUCGGGUAG
This is a messenger RNA of Arabis nemorensis, 3687 nucleotides long. The record is from the annotation of a GenBank genome assembly. NCBI's taxonomy places the organism in Eukaryota, Viridiplantae, Streptophyta, Magnoliopsida, Brassicales, Brassicaceae.